Molecule: messenger RNA, 1065 nt
Organism: Bipolaris zeicola 26-R-13
Lineage: Eukaryota; Fungi; Ascomycota; Dothideomycetes; Pleosporales; Pleosporaceae
Exons: 3
Coding region: 1-1065 (354 amino acids)
Cellular component (GO): fungal-type vacuole membrane
Source: RefSeq, a predicted model, not a curated record
AUGGACGACAAAGGAGGAUCGACGCGCACAGAUGGUGUAUACACUACGCCCCAGAAUAGAGGUGGUGUGAUGAACAAACUCUAUCCACCAGGCGAGAAGCCAGGCGUCAAAGGACGCAUGAAGAACCAUUGCAGAAAAUUCUGGUGGUGCGAUCUUCUGGUAUUUGCGAUCAUCGUGUUGAUCAUUGUGUUGCCAAUCAUUUACGUUGCUAUACCAAAGAGAGCACAACGCGAGAUCAACGCUUCGACAAUAGAGGUUCUCUCUCAAGAAGUCACCAAUCCCCACUCAGAUAGUAUCCACCUGAAGCUCGACUCGGUCAUCAGGAGUGACAGCAGUUAUCACCCCAAGAUCGAUGGUUUCCGCGCUGCUCUAUCAAUUGCAGGACAAACACCCUUCUUGUACAUCGACAUUCCCGAGGUUAAAUCCGAGGCAGAGACACCCGUCACCGUUGACCAGGAACUGAAGCUCGCAAACAAAGAUGCCUUUUCAAACUACACCAAGCUCGUCCUAGGCAGCGAGGAAUUCUCAAUCCAUCUCGACGGUAAAACCAACAUCCACCUCAGUGGCCUUCCCACCAUGGACGUCAACUACAACAAGAUUGUUACAAUGAAGGGUCUCAACCGCCUCGCCGGCCUCAACAUCACCGACGUCAGCAUCCUCUCUGGCGACAAACUCCUCGCCGACAAAUCCAACCUCAUCGCCCAAGUCAGCAUCCCCAACCCCUCAGUCAUGACCCUCGACCUCGGCAACGUAACCAUGAACCUGGGCGUCGACGGCAAGCCCAUCGGCUACUGCCUCAUCCCCAACGUCCUCCUUAAGCCCGGCCCCAACACCUUCCCCCUCCAAAGCCACGUCGACCAGCUCUCCAUCCUCGGCCUUAUCCAGUCAAAGUACAAGAACGCAGUCCUACCCCUCCAGAUUUCCGGCAAUUCGAGCGUCAGGAAUGGAGAGCAUCUGGUGUAUUAUGAAGAUGCGAUUAAGAGUAAUGUUAUUAAUCUGGAUUUGAAUGUUGGGCCGGCGCUUGCGGCUGUGGGGAUUAAUGUUACGAGUCUUGGGUCGGGUUAG